Molecule: messenger RNA, 1263 nt
Organism: Dentiscutata erythropus
Lineage: Eukaryota; Fungi; Glomeromycota; Glomeromycetes; Diversisporales; Gigasporaceae
Source: the annotation of a GenBank genome assembly
AUGCUUCGUUUAUAUUGCAAAUAUCGUCCACCUAAUUUAAAGUGGCCAGAAUGCUUAAAGAACAACCAAAUACGUCAAAAUCAUUUCGAUUCUAAAGCUUAUCAAGCAUGUCAUAUAUCAUUUGCGAGAUUUGUUUUAUAUGGACUUGUUGGAUCUGUUGCUUCAAUUUAUUCAAUUCAAAACUACAAUGAUUUACAAACUUUAAGAAGUUUUUUUAAUACUGAGCUGCCACCAGUAAGAGAUGAUAUUUUUAAGGAAAGAAGAGAAAUCGAACGAAUUAGUGGGAUCAUGCAACCAAUGUCCGAUAAUCCUAACUAUUACCUUAUUAUUGGUCCUCAUGAAGUUUUAAAAAAGGCAGAAUAUAUGUCGAAGAAUCAGAAAACAUUGAAAGAUUUGGCAAAAACGAUUAAUUAUCCCAAAUUUGAUGUUAAUCUUAUCGAAUGCCUGUCAUAUCAAUUAACUGGAACUUCUCACUCGUAUAAAUUCUAUUGGCAGAAUGUUUUAUCGAGAUUCGAAGAAUUUGCUUCGAAGGUGGCAAAGAAAUAUUCCAUUCAUCCAAUACUUAUAAUUGAUGAUAUCGCUGAAAUCUCGGAAAGAGAUGUCGAAGAACUCCAAAAUAUUGCUAAAACUGCAGCAGAUCACCGUCUCUACACCGUGGUAUUCAUAGCAAGCGAUGCAAAUUUAAUCAAAAAUUUCAUGAAAAAUUCUUCCUAUUCGCGUUGCGCAACUUUGUACAUUGGUGAUUUCAGUAAAGAUGAAGCUUUAGCUUAUUUAACUAAUAAUUGCAAGAUGGACACUCAAAUGGCAAAGAGGAUAUUUGACCUAUGUGGGGGUCGAAUUUCUCACAUUGUCUCUGUAGUUUCUGUAAUAGAUAAACUUAUAAAUAAACGUAAGAUAUUAGGAAAACGCGUUGAUUAUAAUGAUGACGAAUUUCGUGAAGAAGUUAUUAAAAAGAUUGAUGAACGGAUUAGCAUGAUCAAAGAUGUUUAUCGGAUAGCAUGGGAUGCUUAUAUUCCCGAAAAAUCGAAACCAACAAUUCUCGAAUUCAUAUGCAAUAACCUGGAUGCAAACUUUACCAGGGGAGAUAUCAUUAGGCUAUUUGAAGAUGAGGAGAAAGGUGAAUAUAUAUUUUCUACAUUAUUGAGAAAUAAUAUAAUCACUUACAAUGUUGGAGCCAUUGAAUUCGGUGCCCCAAUUAUAAAAGCAAUGUUUACUGAACUUUGUGAGAAGAGGACCAGGAAGUUACUUUCGUUUAAUAUUUGA